Molecule: messenger RNA, 1762 nt
Organism: Brienomyrus brachyistius
Lineage: Eukaryota; Metazoa; Chordata; Actinopteri; Osteoglossiformes; Mormyridae
Gene: tlcd3a
Product: TLC domain containing 3A
Exons: 5
Coding region: 647-1471 (274 amino acids)
Biological process (GO): lipid homeostasis
Cellular component (GO): endoplasmic reticulum; membrane
Source: RefSeq, a predicted model, not a curated record
ACCCUGCUCCGGAUAAGCGGUUAUAAGAUAUAUGGAGAUGCGCUUGGCCGCUAGUAGGCGCUGUUUCCACAGAUAAGUCACCAUGCUACCGGGCUCGCUGAACGUUAUCGUAUGUUGUCGCGCUGAGCCGAAUCGGGACAACGCAAGAAUUACGGUCGCUCCUGCUGCGCCGAACGAUGGGAUUUCUGUCCCACUAGCAUCGCCUUUCACGGCAAGCCUGCUUCACUCCGCUGCUCCUGUCCUGCUCACAACGGCGCUGGUUUUCUUUGUAGGAGCGUAACUUUUUUUUUUUUACUCCCCCCCGCCAUCACAUUAGUAAGUUUCAUUUUGUAAUGCAGUCCGUUAACCACAGUUGGCCGGGAUAGCGGAUUUUACAACCCAGACGGAAGAGCAAUCAGUCCUCGGAUUCUUUCACCCGGCUCAUCUGUAUACGAUACACAGCAGUUGCUGGCGGGGGGGGUAGGGGGGGUUCCAGUGGCAGUUGCCGGUGACUCCGUCGUCGGUGGUGUGAACGCCAAUGCAGCCUAUAGCGCGCACGGUGGAUCCCGGUCACUGGUAUUAAACGCGGAGCCCUAGAGCCGCCUGUCCGCCUCCGUCCCGCAUUAUAAGCAGAGAAGCGGAGCCGCUCCGCCAGCGCGACGCCACAAUGUUGCAGGUUCUGUCUUGCGGCGUCGUACUUUUCCCCGGACUCUUUUUCACCUUCAGGAAACUACUGCCCUGUGCUUUUAAAACGUGGACAGAUGCGGACGUGGUCCUGGUCAGCGAGAGACUGGUGUCCACCAUCCACGCCAUCAUGGCCACCAUAGCAGGCUAUAUUGUGGUGUCCUCCUGCAACAAUGUGAUAACUGACCGGCACUGGCUUGCCAUGUACUUUGUGAUGUGGUACGGUGUGCCAUACAUGGCCUAUGACAUCUACGCCAUGUAUAUGAGCCACUAUUACCGCUUCCGGGUCAAAGGGCACGAGGAGUACAAGGCACAUUCUUUCAGGACGGUCAACGCAUUUCUCCGUCGAGAGUUCCAGCUGGUGCUGCACCAUAUCGCUCUGCUCACGCUGCUCCUUCCCGUCACGAUGUUUUUCAGGAGUGGGCUGGGGGACUUCUUCAUCGGGUGCCUGUUUUUGACGGAGCUCAGCACCCCUUUUGUCUCCCUGGGGAAGAUCCUGAUCCAGCUGAGUCUUCAGGACUGCUGGGCACACAAGGCAAACGGCAUCCUGGUGCUGCUGAGCUUCUUCAUGUGCCGCAUCGCGCUCUUCCCCUACAUGUACUGGAUGUAUGGCCAGCACUACGGUAUCCCGCUCUACAGCGUGCCCUUCCACGUGCCCUUCUACGCUAACCUGGGGAACAUGUGCAUCCUAGGACCGCAGGUCUACUGGUUUGUGCUUCUCUGCCGGAAAGGCUACCGACUGUACAAGCGGCAGAGCAAGGCACGGGACUCCAUCACUGUGACGGACAACUCCAAGAAAGACGAGUAGAUGCAGCUACUGCCACAAUCACUGUUACUGCUACCAUGACUAGUAAUACCGCUACUGCUGCUACUUCUGCUGUUUUCUAUGCUCUUACUUCUACUUUCCCCUACGCCUCCUACCUUAAUGCCACCACCUGUUUUUUUUCUUCUUCCUUUUUACGGCUCCUCCUCCUCUACAGUCUUUCACUUCUGUUGGAAGCGCAAAGCCGGCAGGAACUACAAUCCAGGAAACGUCCCUCUUUCCAAGGGGCACCCAACGUUAAUCCACAAAAAAGAAAAAAAAAAAAACCGGACACCU